Molecule: messenger RNA, 3866 nt
Organism: Passer domesticus (house sparrow)
Lineage: Eukaryota; Metazoa; Chordata; Aves; Passeriformes; Passeridae
Product: acyl-CoA dehydrogenase family member 11-like
Molecular function (GO): acyl-CoA dehydrogenase activity
Source: RefSeq, a predicted model, not a curated record
GUCGCCUCUGCCUGCUCGCCUGGCUGUGCCUGCCCUUGCUCUGCCCCCGUAUCUGUCCCUGUCCCUGCCCUGUCUCUGUCCUUGCUUCUGUAUUUCCUCCUGUCUCGACCCCUGUCCCAGGAAUUCGGGCAGGACAAGGUCCUGCAAAAGCACAGCCAUGGCAGGGGUGGUAGUGUGGAAUCAUACUUGUUUAAAAUCAUUUUAUAGUAAAAUACUGGGUUUAUUAGCAGCAUAUAACCCCAAAGGAGGUGCAGUUUAAGUUACUCAAAUCCAUGUUCUUAAAAUACUAUGAUACUUUUCUAGGGAAAGGGAGACUUUGUAUCAUCCCAACACAAAGGCAUCAGGGACUUCACAAGGAGCAGAGUAUUUUAGAGACACUGUCAUAACCUAGGCAAGGAGGAUGGGUUCUCUAUUUCACUGGUUAUUUACAGUUAUAUGUUAUUUACAGAAUAAUCUGCCUAAACCAAUUCUUCUCAUCUCCAAGCAAUUUGUUAUCCUUCAGAUAAGGAAACAUAUUUUUUCAUUUUUAUCUCUAAGCAAUUCAGGGGGAUGCUCAUGAGAGCACACCCCUCCCUUCCCAGUUCACCCAGCUCUGGAAAUGUCAGUCUGUCCAUAUAUGAUUGUUUGCCAGCUGAUAGGACAACAACACACUUGUACUUUUCCAGACCUCUUUCCUAAGACCUUUUCCCUAGUUCAGUUAACAACAGCUGCUGGAAAGCUCCUCCCUGAGGGAGGAGAGAAGACCUCAUUGAUUUUACAAGAAUAAUUUCACAACACACAAACAAACCAGGACUGGCGCUGCUGUCGGGCGAGGAAGGCUGUCUGCGUGUGAGAGCUGUAGGCGAGACCCCCGGGGCUGUGCUGGGUCAUGUUUGCUUGCCCUGGCGGAGAUCCAGUGUCACGUGCAAGUCGUGGCCAUCGGGUCACUUUCUGCCUUGGGGCAGGUGUCAAAUGCCGAGUAUUAAAGGAAUCAGCACCACCGUGGGGCAGGAGCCGGCCAGCAUGAAGGAAAAACAAGUGUUAGAAGAUUUGGAAAUGCACCUCCCAAGGAGAGAUGCAGAGGCCCUCUUCCAAGAGCAGCCUGAGACUGGGAACCAGUACUUGGAAGACACUUUGCUUCGGAGUUACUUGAAAACACACCUUCCUCCCAAGGUCCUAGAGGAGGUGCAUCAGGACCUGGAGAGGUUUGGAAACCGCCUGCUGACCAAGAUCCAGCCUCUGAGCUGGGAAUGUGAGCUGAACCCCCCUGUGUUCCGGCAGUACGAUGCCUGGGGGCGGCGCGUGGAUCACAUCCACACCUGCUCAGCAUGGAGGAGGAUGAAGGAGAUUUCAGCAGAAGAAGGGCUGAUUGCUGAGGCCUAUGAGAAAAGAUACUCCAACUGGAGCCGCCUGUACCAGGCUGUCAAACUGUACUUGUUCUCAAGCUCCUCUGGAGGUUUCAGCUGUCCACUGGCCAUGACUGAUGGGGCAGCCAAAGUCAUUGAGUCACUGGGUGUUCCUGGAUCUCUGAAAAACGCUUUUGACCGUCUGACAUCCCGCGACCCUGAGAAGUUCUGGACCUCUGGCCAGUGGAUGACUGAGCGAAGGGGUGGCUCAGAUGUUGCAAACGGCACCGAGACCGUGGCCAGGAAGCAGCCGGAUGGCACCUAUCGUCUGUAUGGAUUUAAGUGGUUCACAUCAGCAGCUGAUUCUGAUGUGGCAUUAACCCUGGCCAGGAUAGCAGAUGCUGAAGGACAGUGUACCCAGGGCUCCAGAGGUCUGUCCCUGUUCUUCCUGAGGGUUCGGGAUGAGGAGGGGAAGCUGAACAAUAUCCAGGUGCAAAGGCUGAAGGACAAGCUGGGAACGAGGCAAAUGGCAACAGCAGAGCUGUGGCUGCAAGGAGCCAGAGCAGAACUGAUCUCUGCAGAGGGCCGUGGGGUGGCUGCCAUCUCCAACAUGCUGAACAUCACUCGGAUCCACAACGUCAUUGGUGCCGUGGCUUCCAUGAGAAGGAUGAUCAGUCUGAGCAGGGACUACGCCUGCAAGCGCAUGGCCUUUGGGAAGCUCCUCAAGGACCAUCCCCUGCACAUGCAGACAAUAGCCCGGAUGGAGGUGCAGGUGAGGGGGGCGUUUCUGCUGCUCAUGGACAUCGUUCGCCUGCUGGGCCUGGCUGAAACCAACCUGGCGAGUGAGCAGGAGCAGCUGCUGCUGAGGCUGCUCAUCCCAGUGGCCAAGCUGUACACGGGGAAGCAGGCUUCUGCCGUGGCUGUUGAGGCGAUGGAGAGUUUUGGGGGCCAAGGUUACAUGGAGGACACAGGCUUGCCAGUCAUACUCCGGGACGCUCUGGUGCUGUCCAUAUGGGAGGGAACAACAAAUAUCCUGUCCCUGGAUGUGCUGCGCUCCCUGGCCAAGAGCCACGGGCAGGUGAUGGCUGUGUUCCUGUCCACAGUGCAGAAAAAGCUGGAGCUGGCUUCAGGCACUGAGGAACUGUCCCCGGCCGUGCAGCGGGCACAGGAAGCCAUCGGGAGCCUCCGCCAGUUCCUGGCAGCCACGGGCUCAGAGCAGGCACUGACCAUGGAGCUGGCAGCCAGGGACCUCUCCUACAGCCUGGCACGGAUCUACACAGGAGCUCUGCUGAUGGAGCACGCGGCUCGGCCUGGCGCUUCCUCCACAGACACCUGCGCUGCCCUGAGGUGGUGCAGCCAGGAGCUGUGUCCGGUGGCCGGGGAGUCACGGAGGGGCAGCUACGGGGCCGGGGCAGCGCUGCAGGACCGUGCCCUGGUGCUCGGGAGCAGCCGGCUCUGAGCCCGCCGCCCCCGCACGGACACGAGGUGGGUUCCAGUCCAAACAAUCCCCCAAAUCCUCAGGUAGCUGCGGAUUCCAGGCGUGGUGGAACGUCCCGUUCCACAAGGAGCCAGACCAAGUCCUUUAGGAGUGACCCCCACCUGCCCCGGGCUGGAAUCCACGGCUUUGAGGUUCACUCCAAGGUGCUGGAACGUUCUCACAGUGCUUUAGGCAAAGUCCCAGUGAUAAAAUCCAGACAAGAGCUGGAAGCAGCAGCUCUUCAAGUGCCAACACUCUUCUUUUUUAAGAAAACCAACCAAAAUCAAACUGAAAGUUAUCUGAAGCUGAUUAAAUCCAGAAACCCACCAUUCUUCCCUGUUCACCCUGCUGCUUCCCAGUGCUGACCACAGACUUCCACCCCUGGGUGGGGUUUGCUCCAGGGGCAGCCCUUUCCACCCACUGUGCCUGUGAACAUUGACCUCCUCAGGAGCUGCUUCUUUCUGAAGAAAAAAGGGAUUUUUAUUCUUUCUGGCCUCCAGAAAGUUGAUUAAUUCCCUAUGCACGUGCCCUAAUGAUGCUGCAAUCCAUCCUGACAGAAAUUCUACAUAAAUUUUGGAUUGAAAUCCAGUAAUUCUCCACCUAAGCACUGGCUGUGGGCUUCUCCUUCCCCUCAGCCCAUCAGUUGACCUGCUUGGUAUUGCCCUGCUGGCUACAAGUUUUUAAUUAAGAAGUUGCUAAUAGAAGAAAGGCACUAAUAGACUGGAGACAGCUGGAAUUUAUAGCUGGAAAAUGCUACAGCAGCCAGACACUGAGUGGGAAGGGGGGGAAGGAGCUGUGUGCUGAGAUUGGAGCUGUCCAGAGUUUCAAAGAUGGCAGAGCCAGGGGGACACAAAGGGUGGCUCUGGGGAGGAGCAGAGUGGAGCAAUCCCAACAGGACGCAGCAAGGGAGGCUCCAGGGGCUCCCUGUGUCCUGGCACAGGGAUCACAGGCUGAGCCAAGCAGAGCUUCCCUGGAAUCACCCAGAUGCCAUGAACCAGCAGCCAAGGGCUUCUGUUGUCUGUGCAUUGCAGGGAAUAAAAUAAAGAACAUUUGGGUUUGGAAAA